This is a messenger RNA of Drosophila willistoni, 383 nucleotides long. RefSeq names its product DNA-directed RNA polymerase III subunit RPC10 (gene Polr3K). The coding region runs from base 48 to 374 and encodes 108 amino acids. The record is from RefSeq and is a predicted model, not a curated record. NCBI's taxonomy places the organism in Eukaryota, Metazoa, Arthropoda, Insecta, Diptera, Drosophilidae. Gene Ontology annotation, cellular component: RNA polymerase III complex. Gene Ontology annotation, biological process: DNA-templated transcription; termination of RNA polymerase III transcription. The transcript is spliced from 2 exons. Gene Ontology annotation, molecular function: nucleic acid binding; zinc ion binding; DNA-directed RNA polymerase activity.
UGAAGUUGGCUAGCCAAUAUUCACGUGGAUUUGGAACGCCGCAAAUUAUGUUGUUUUUCUGCCCUUCUUGUGGUAAUCUUUUAAUUAUUGAAGAGGACACCAACAGCCAUCAUCUCUCCUGCCACACUUGUCCCUACGUAUCAAAGAUCAGGGGCAAGAUCUCAACCAAAACAUUUCCUCGCCUCAAGGAGGUGGAUCACGUUUUGGGUGGCAAAGCAGCUUGGGAAAACGUGGAUUCCACAGACGCCGAGUGUCCGGCUUGUUCCCAUAAUCGUGCAUAUUUCAUGCAAAUUCAAACUCGUUCAGCGGAUGAGCCUAUGACCACAUUCUACAAGUGCUGCAAUCACCAGUGUGGACACAAUUGGCGCGACUAGAUGUUAAUG